Selaginella moellendorffii is the source of this 2027-nucleotide messenger RNA. RefSeq names its product glucan endo-1,3-beta-D-glucosidase. The record is from RefSeq and is a predicted model, not a curated record. The transcript has 3 exons. Gene Ontology annotation, cellular component: plasma membrane. Bases 234 to 1874 code for a protein of 546 amino acids. Lineage: Eukaryota; Viridiplantae; Streptophyta; Lycopodiopsida; Selaginellales; Selaginellaceae. Gene Ontology annotation, molecular function: hydrolase activity, hydrolyzing O-glycosyl compounds. Gene Ontology annotation, biological process: carbohydrate metabolic process.
CAUACGACCGACCGUAUGUGUAUCGUAAAAGCGUACGCUUCCACAUACACCUGCAUUUAAUGGCAGAGGAGCGUACAUAAGAAAGAGAGAGAAGGGGAGCUCUUCUUUCGGACAGUGAGAUCCUAGCCCUUCUUCUCUCUGUUCGAAAGGAAGAAGAGAAGAGGGCAGAGCUCUCCCUCUUUUCUCUUGUCUAGGAUAGAAUAGAGAGCUCUUCUUCCAAUCGAGCUCGGGCUAUGGCGCCAGGGGCUCGCGAAAAGAGGAGGCCGCCGGCUCUUCUCCUCGCCACACUGCUGCUACUCACGUCCUUCUCUACGAUCUCUUCGACGUUUCCUCCCAGCGCUCCCUCCGCGAAUCCCUGCUGCACCUACAGCAACAUCGGCAUCAACUACGGCCAGCUCGGGAACAACCUCCCGACGCCGCAGAGGGUCCGCGAGCUCGUCCAGUCCACCACCAUCACCAAGGUGAAGAUCUACGACACCAAUGCCGCCAUCAUCGAGGCCUUCGCCAACACCGGCAUCGAGUUCACGGUGAUGGUGAAGAACGAGCAGAUUCACUCGCUACUCGACGCCCACGCCGCCCAGAAAUGGGUCAACGAGAACGUCGCGUGCUACCUCCCGGCCACGCAGAUCCGGACCAUCCUGGUCGGCAACGAGAUUCUGGCCGGGAACGACGACCAGAUCAACGGCUGGAUCGUGCCCGUGAUGCAGAACAUCCACUCGGCGCUGGUCACGCUCCGGAUCGACAACCAGGUAAAGGUCUCCACCCCGCAUUCGCUGUCCGUACUCUCCUCCAGCUACCCGCCCUCCUCGGGCGCAUUCCGUACGGACCUGGUCUCUCACGUCAUCAAGCCCAUGCUCCAGUUCCUCAGUCAAACCGGGUCGCCGUUCAUGGUCAACACAUACCCCUACUUCGCGUACAAGAGCUCGCCGCUAAACAUCACGCUCGCCUACGCCCUCUUCCUCCCAAACGCCGGCGUGGUGGAUCCAAAGACCAAGCUGCGCUACUACAACCUCAUGGACGCCCAGGUGGACGCGGUGUACUCGGCCAUGGCGAAAUUAGGGUUCCAGGACAUCGGGAUCGUGGUGUCGGAGACCGGGUGGCCGUCGGCGGGCGACCCGACCGAGUUUGGCGUGAGCGUCAACAAUGCCAUGGUCUACAACCGCAACCUCAUCGCCCACGUCACGUCCAUGGGCACGCCCAUGCGACACGGCAAGCUCAUGGACACGUACAUCUUUGCGCUCUUCAACGAGAACCAGAAGCCCGGCCCGACCACCGAGCGCAACUUCGGCCUCUUCAAGCCCGACAUGUCGGUGGUGUAUGAUAUCGGGCUGUUCAAGGGGGGACAGCGCUACGCCAACGUGUUCCCGCCGCCGCCACCUCAGCCGCCAGCUCAUCCCUACCCCUCGCCAGACGAGCCCCCGCCGGCGCCCUACUACCACAGCCCGCCACUGUACCAGGUACCGCCCGCAACGCCGGCUUACCAGCCUCCCCCAACGCCGGUCUACCAGCCUCCCCCAACGCCGGCCUACCAGCCGCCACCGAGCUACCAGCCUCCUAGCGGCGGUGGCGGCGGUGGUGGUGGCGGUGGUGGUACCGGGCCGCGAAUCUGGUGUAUAUCCAAGCCCGGGUCGCCCGUGGGAUCGCUGGAGGCGGCGCUGAAUUUCGCGUGCGGCGAGGGCGGCGCGGAUUGCGGCUCGAUUCAAGGGAGCGGCGCUUGCUUCCAGCCGGACACGCUCGAGUCGCACUCGUCGUUUGCGUUCAACAGCUACUUCCACAAGCACGGGCGGAACUUCUGGAACUGCUACUUUAACAACAAUGCGCUCCUCACGGUGUCGGAUCCAAGUUAUGGGACAUGCGUCUAUCCAUCGCAGUGAUCGAGCCGAUCGAUGGAUCCACAUUUUGAGAGAUUUGCCUCGAUCUAGUUAGCUAGCGAAUUAGAUGAUUGACAGCGCUCGACUCUCUGGAGCGAGACAAUUUGUUUCAUUCUUCUCUAGCCUAGCUAUUUAAAAUCAAAGUGUAGGUUUGCU